AUGGCCGAGCUUGCUGCUAUUGGACUCGCAAGCAAUCUUCUUCAAUUCGCCGAGCUUGGUGUCAAGCUCUUUCGACUUGCGCGCGAAUCCUACGAGUCUGGCUCUACCGCUCAAUAUGAGGCAUUGAGGGACCAGGCCAGGAGCGUUCAGGACCAGGAACAACAAGAUGCAUCCUGGUCCUUGAAGAACUUAUGCCUGCAAAGCGAAAGGCUGGAAGCCAGGACUUCAGACACAUUGAAAGAAAUCAUGGAGAAGGUCAAAGAAAUAGUUAAGAGUCUGAAAAACAAAGAGGAAGAGUGGGCUGGAGAGAACCAUAUUGCGAUCGCUAACCACUUCUUCUGGAUCAGCGGUAACAGCAUGCAAAAGUCUCGACAGGGUUUGCUGCAGACCCUGCUUUACAAGGUCUUGAAAGAGGUUCCAGGUCUGAUUGAAUCCGUCUGCGGAUCCCGGUGGCGAAAUUCCAGCCAUGGGUUUAUUGAGCCUUGGGACGAAGCUGAACUAAGCCAGGCUCUAUACAUGUUGACUUCGACAACUCGGCUACCAGUGAGCUUUUGCUUCUUCAUUGAUGGCCUCGACGAAUAUACUGCCGGUGCUAAGAAAUACCACGGCACGUUCGAAGAUCUAUUCCAAAUACUCUACAAGUUGGCCUCUAUACCAUGCGUUAAAAUCUGCGUAUCAAGCCGACCAUGGACCCAGUUCACAGAAUCAUUGGGUCCAAAGGUCGAAGAGUGGCAACUACGAAUAGAAGAUCUCAGCGGCGGCGACAUUGAGAACUACGUCAUGGCGACCUUGGGGAGCAAUCCCUAUUACAAACAGCUCGCUGAGAGAGAUUUCCGUUGUCAUCAGAUCGCCAAGACAAUUGUACAACGUGCACAAGGGGUGUUCUUGUGGGUUUAUCUUGUUGUCAAGUCCUUACAGAAUGGCCUUGUUCACGAGGACACCUACGAGGAACUCCAGUACAGACUGGAAUAUCUUCCCGGUGAUCUUGACGACUUUUUUCAGCACAUGAUUGAGUCGAUUGAGGACGUGUAUUGGGACAACAGCUACCGGUAUUUCAAGAUCAUGAUCGAAGCAGAUCAAGCUAUUCCACUUCUAGCUUUUGAGUUCCUAGACUGGGAAGCCAAAAGCCCUCAGUAUGGCCCUCAGUACGCGAUGAGAAUGAAGGUUGAGGUGUUCUCAGAGGAACAACUACAAUCCACUUAUGAGCGUGUAAGGAAGAGGGUUCACGCCAGAUGCAACGAUUUGCUGCAUAUCGAAAAGUCCUCUGUCAAUUUCUUUCAUCGAACCGCCCGGGACUUUUGCAUCGAUACUGGUGCCAUAGACAGAAUGGUAAAAAAGAGGGUAACGACCGAGUUCAAUCCGUCGCUAUCUCUUUGUAAAAUCAUGCUGGCACUGGUAAAAUCUCUAGGAGACUCCGUUUUGCACGGUGAUGGGCUGAUGCAUUUUGCUCGGAGAGUGGAAGAACAAUUCCACGAAGACAUAUUGAAGAAAGCCAAUUCUCCUCAACGGGCACAAGAGGAUUUGAGAGUUUCAUUCGACCUCCUAGACGAACUUGAUCGAUCAGUCGGCCAGAUGUUCAGAGAGCUUGAGCCGACACCAAGCAAGCAGCCAAAACGCCAGGGAGUUCACUGGGUCAACUUCAGACACAGCAACGAGGUGGGCUUUAGAGACCCCACAGGUAAGACGUUUCUUGCAGCGUCUAUUCAAGCGGGACUUUCUCUAUAUGUGGAAAGUAAGAUCAUGGAGGACCCGAGUCAAAUUAAGAGCAAGAGUGGACGACCACUGCUAGACUACUCCUUGCGGCGAACUAUGAGUAAUGCAUGGUUGUCACGGUCAACAGGGCUCGAAGGACCCAUCAGCUCAAUCGUGAAGCUUCUUUUGGAAAAUGGAGCGGAUCCUAAUGAGAAAAUGUCGCCGCAGAUCGGCGAGAUCGGCAUCAAAACCCCUUGGGAACAUUUCCUUCAAGGCUGUUACGACCAUGCGUCAAGGGUUCCCGAUACAGACUUGCAUGAAGAGGAGAUUGCCGAGACCAUGAUUUCUAUGAUAGACCAUGGCGCUGAUAGGAAUGCAUUAGCAUGGGCUGAAUCUGAUGGGGCCAGAGAGGCUGACAUUCCGGAGGUGGCUAGAAUGUCGGGGCUGUCAGAUUACGACGUCAACAGAGUCGAAAGCUCUCUUGAAAACGCCCAAGCGCGGGAGCAGAAGAAGAACCAGGAGAAUGAACGACCGACCUUGCAUUUGAAUAUUUUUGCGGUCUUGUUGAGUCUGUGGUGGCUGGAAAAGAAAGAUCGGCGAGCGGCGUACAUGCGUCUUCUUGUUGGUUUGUGGAACUUAGUUUGGUGGCCUAGGAGGUAG
Colletotrichum gloeosporioides is the source of this 2352-nucleotide messenger RNA. RefSeq lists its product as uncharacterized. Lineage: Eukaryota; Fungi; Ascomycota; Sordariomycetes; Glomerellales; Glomerellaceae. The record is from RefSeq and is a predicted model, not a curated record. Bases 1 to 2352 code for a protein of 783 amino acids. The transcript has 2 exons.